AUGGGGUUUGGCGGCGGCAGCUCCCGCAGGACAGCGGGGUGUGGGCGGCAGCAGCGUCUCGGAGCAGGGGUUCACUCCUGCUCUUCUCGUGCUGCCACCCAGCCCUGUGAAGCUUCAUGGCUUAGAGGAGUGAGCAGGGAAGAGCAGAUGUUAUAUGUCUUCACCACCUGGCGCUCGGGGUCGUCCUUCUUCGGGGAGCUCUUCAACCAGAACCCCGAGGUCUUCUUCCUCUACGAGCCGGUGUGGCACGUCUGGCAGAAGCUGUACCCCGGGGACGCUGUGUCGCUGCAAGGGGCGGCCCGCGACAUGCUGAGUUCCCUGUACCGCUGCGACCUCUCCGUCUUCCAGCUCUACAGCACGGCGGGUGCCGGCAAGAACCUCACUACGCUGGGCAUCUUCGGGGCAGCCACCAACAAGGUCAUCUGCUCCUCGCCUCUCUGCCCGGCCUACCGCAAGGAGGUGGUGGGCAUGGUGGAUGACCGGGUGUGCAAGAAGUGCCCCCCGCAGCGCCUCAGCCGCUUCCAGGAGGAGUGCCACAAGUAUCGCACGCUGGUCAUCAAGGGUGUCCGUGUCUUCGACCUUGCUGUCCUCGCCCCACUCAUGCGGGACCCGACCCUGGACCUCAAAGUCAUCCACCUGGUGCGGGACCCCCGGGCCGUUGCCAGCUCCCGCAUCAAGUCCCGGCACGGCCUCAUCCGGGAGAGCCUGCAGGUGGUGAGGAGCAGGGACCCCCGCAUCCACCGCAUGCCCUUCCUUGAUGCUGGCCACAAGCUGGGUGGAAAGAAGGAGGGGGGGGGUGGCUCGGACUACCAUGCCCUGGGUGCCAUGGAGGUCAUCUGCAGCAGCAUGGCCAAGACCCUGCAGACUGCCCUGCACCCCCCUGACUGGUUGCAGGGCAACUACAUGGCCGUGCGCUACGAGGACCUGGUGGUGGAGCCCAUCAAGACCCUGCGGCAAGUGUAUGGCUUUGUCAACCUCGUGGUUAGCCCAGAGAUGGAGAAGUUUGCCCUUAACAUGACCAGUGGCCCCGGCUACUCCUCCAAGCCCUUCGUGGUGUCGGCCAGGAAUGCUACCCAGGCACUGAGUGCCUGGAGGACUGCACUCAGCUACCAGCAGAUCAAGCAGGUCGAGGAGUAUUGCCACCAGCCCAUGGCCCUGCUGGGCUACGAGAGGGUCGGCAGCCCCGAAGACGUGAAGGACCUCAGCAGAACGUUGCUCAGGAAGCCUCAGCUGUGAC
Molecule: messenger RNA, 1237 nt
Organism: Chaetura pelagica (chimney swift)
Lineage: Eukaryota; Metazoa; Chordata; Aves; Apodiformes; Apodidae
Gene: CHST2
Product: carbohydrate (N-acetylglucosamine-6-O) sulfotransferase 2
Exons: 2
Coding region: 1-1236 (411 amino acids)
Biological process (GO): N-acetylglucosamine metabolic process; sulfur compound metabolic process; carbohydrate metabolic process
Cellular component (GO): Golgi membrane
Molecular function (GO): N-acetylglucosamine 6-O-sulfotransferase activity
Source: RefSeq, a predicted model, not a curated record